Molecule: messenger RNA, 1539 nt
Organism: Paraphaeosphaeria sporulosa
Lineage: Eukaryota; Fungi; Ascomycota; Dothideomycetes; Pleosporales; Didymosphaeriaceae
Product: MFS general substrate transporter
Exons: 4
Coding region: 1-1539 (512 amino acids)
Biological process (GO): transmembrane transport
Molecular function (GO): transmembrane transporter activity
Source: RefSeq, a predicted model, not a curated record
AUGGACCAAGAAAAGUCCUCCAACACCGACCGCAUCGUCACCUCCGACUCCAAAAUCGAACUCACCGACACCGAUGCCUGGGACAAGCUCGGCUACUCAUUCCCAACAUGGCGCAAGUGGCAAAUCCUAGGCGUCGUCUUCUGUAUCCAAAUCUCCAUGAACAUGAACGCGUCGCUGUAUGCCAACGGCGUCGGUCGCAUCGCCGAGGAGCACGGAAUCUCCAAGCAGGUGGCGCGGAUUCCCCAGAUGGCUUUCCUUGUGGCGUAUGCGUUUGGCUGCGAACUGUGGGCGCCGUGGAGCGAGGAAUAUGGCCGCUGGCCGAUUCAGCAGCUCAGUUUGUUCUUGGUGAAUAUUUGGCAGAUCCCGUGUGCCCUGUCGAAGAACUUUGCAACGUAUAUCGUUUGUCGGACAUUGGGUGGGUUGUCGACGGCUGGAGGGUCGGUCACUCUGGGUGUGCUUGCGGAUAUGUGGGAGCCGGAUGAGCAGGAGUAUGCUGUUGCAUUCCUUGUGCUGUCUUCCGUAGGCGGAUCCGUCGUUGGCGCCAUUGUCGGUGGUUUUGUGGAAGAAUACUGCUCCCUCCCAUGGAUUUUCUGGGUCCAGUUAAUCGUUGGUGGCGCCACACAGUUCGUCCACGCUGUAUGCAACCCUGAGACGCGGUCAACGAUCUUGCUUGACCGCGAGGCGAAGCGGAGGAGGAAGACUGGCGAAGACCCAAAUGUGUAUGGUCCUAAUGAGAUCCGCGAGCGCCGACUCACUCUGAAGGAGUUUGGCACCAUCACUGGCAGGCCCUUCUACAUGUUUUUCACAGAACCGAUCGUCCUGUGGCUGAGCCUUCUGAGUGGUUUCUCGGAUGCCCUCAUCUUCACUUUCCUACAGUCCUUCCAGCCUGUCUACGAGCAGUGGGGUUUCGGCACCAUCGGUAUCAGUUUGGCAUUCAUACCCAUCCUGAUAGGAUACUUCCUCUCGUACUUCUCUUAUCUUCCAUCGAUCCAUCACUUCCGCGGCAAGCGUCGUAUAGGCAUCCCACUCGAGCCCGAAGUCCGUCUCUGGUGGCUCCUCUUCCUCGCACCGCUCGAGACCAUCGGACUCUUCGGGUUCGCAUGGACAUCGUUGGGUCCCGAUUAUGGCAUUCCGUGGAUAGCCCCCAUGAUCUUUUCCACCUUCAUUGCGAUUGCAAAUUACGCCAUAUACCAAUCCUCGAUUGACUACCAAACUGCUGCCUACGGCGUCUACGCCGCCUCCGCAACAGGCGGUAACGACCUCGCCCGUGACUUCCUUGCUGGUAUCGCAGCCCUUUACUCGGCGCCGAUGUACGAGAAUAUCCCUGGGCGUCCGCUCGAGUAUGCAUCUACUAUUCUCGCGUGUCUGGCGUUCUUGGUGACGAUUCCGAUCUACAUUGUGUAUUGGAAAGGACCAGAGAUUCGGGCGAAGAGCAAGUUCGCGCAGAGCUUGGACAAGAGCAGAGAGGUGGGGAGGGAGAAGAGGAGGAAGGCGAGUUUGGUGGAUGCAGGUGAGACGGAGUGGAAAGAGCAUGUUUGA